AAUCUUGAAAAAUACCGGUUGGAUAUUGUUUGUGUGCUUUGGCUGGUGGACGCCACUUUGUGAAUCGAAACUUGAGAGACGAUGGCGACCGAACUGUUUGAGGAUAUCUUCGAGGUGCGCCAGCUCAACCCGGACGGCAAGAAGUUCGACAAAGUGACCCGCGUGGUAUGCAAGGGUGUGUCUUACGAGCUGGAGCUGACGCUAGACAUCAACUCGGAGGUUUACCGGCUUCGCCAGAACGAGAAGUUUACGCUGGCGCUAGUCAGCACGCUGGACCUGGAAGGCAAGCCGGAUGACGGCAUCUUUAACCAGUCGGGCAAGCCGACGCUGCUGGACCGUUACGACUACGGUAUGUACGGCAAGGUGUUCCAGUAUGAUCACGAGGGAGGAAACAUGGUGGCCAUCUACGCCAGCUUCGGAGGUCUGCUCAUGUGUCUGCGUGGCGAACAGCGCCACCUGCACAUGAUUCACAAUGACACACGGAUCUACUGUCUGCUCCGGAAACAGUAAACGGGGAAUGGAGAGCUCGGCGUACCAUUAAACGCAGGACUAGCGCCAUUAUGACGCAACCAGGCAGGUCACCGAGACUGUGCGAGUAGAAGGCAGUGCAUCACAACUCCAGUAAACAGUUUUUGACGGCGCGCGACAAGCAGUGAUACAGAAUUAUACGCAGCGUGCCCCCAUGCUGUCGCGUGCCAUGCCACAGCCACUCUAGCAAAAAAUACAACGUGCUUUGGUUUUCUUUGCCUU
Molecule: messenger RNA, 750 nt
Organism: Phytophthora nicotianae INRA-310
Lineage: Eukaryota; Oomycota; Peronosporomycetes; Peronosporales; Peronosporaceae
Exons: 3
Coding region: 82-510 (142 amino acids)
Biological process (GO): DNA-templated transcription
Cellular component (GO): RNA polymerase II, core complex; RNA polymerase III complex; RNA polymerase I complex
Molecular function (GO): DNA-directed RNA polymerase activity
Source: RefSeq, a predicted model, not a curated record